GUUUUAGACACAAUUUUUUUUCGAUGACUAUCUCAUCUACGUCUGCCGCCGCCACCACUUCGGCCUCCGGCAACACCGCCGCGAUGGAACCUGCAUCCGAAGCUCCGGUUUUGAGCGCGGCAAAACAGGUUGUCCCUCCUUCAGUGCCACUGCAGUCCGAACUCGUCCACCCUGACGUUUCGAUCUUGCCGCUACAAUCUACAUGGGUCCCACCGCUGUUCACUUGCACGCCGACCCCACCUUUGAUCCAGCCGCUUCCUCUGUUCUCCGGGGACUCUCACGGUGAGUCUAGCAGCGCCGCCGCCGGCCGUGCGCGCUUCGGCAGUUCCACCCAUGGCGCACACAAUUUGAAUCCUUUUUGGUUGCGAAUGGUCUCUUGGGCAUCAUUAAUGGAUCUUCUCCGGCUCCUCCGCUUUAUACCUAUGAUUUAUAUCAGGCUCCUACAAUGAAUCCUGAAUAUUAUCAUUGGUUGAAGUUUGAUCAAAUUGUUCGGGCUUGGUUGUUUGCUACGUUAUCUCGAGAAGUAUUGAUGGAAGUUCAUACUCUUAAAAAUUCCAGUGCUAUUUGGCAAAAAUUGAAACAUAUGUUAUCUCAUACAAAAAAGAAGGCUAAUCAAUCAAUGGAAGAGUAUGUUCGUGGCAUUUAGACGAUUGCGGACAAUCUGGCUUCG
Cuscuta epithymum is the source of this 670-nucleotide messenger RNA. The record is from the annotation of a GenBank genome assembly. Lineage: Eukaryota; Viridiplantae; Streptophyta; Magnoliopsida; Solanales; Convolvulaceae.